AUGUACAGAAUAGACGUUUCAGAUUUUUAUGACUUCCAAGCGUUCAGAAAUAUGUGUCCAUUUAGAGACUAUAACAAAGCAGUCGAGAAUUUGAAACGUUUAGUCAUUUAUGUUGACUCUGCCCCAGAAUGUUAUGUCAUGAAAGAAUGGGAUGUUGUCUUUAACAAACCAAGAGCAACCAUAGUUUCAGAACAAGAAUGUAGACAGAAACUUAAGAAAAUAAAAGUCGUACAAGUUGGUAUGAAGAUGUUAGAUGCUUGGGAUAUCUUAUUGUCAAAGUUAGAAGAUUUUUCAGUUCGUGGUAUAAAGUUCUAUACACCAUCUCCAAACUUCUAUUCUAUCUUCACUGGAUAUAAAUACGAACAAGUAGAAUGGAAAGAAAAUGUUAUAGAAGCUUGGUUAGACCAUGUCAAAGAAAUUAUAUGCAAUGGAAACGAAAGAGUCUAUGAGUAUAUCUUAUGUUGGUUUGCAAACAUCUUACAACAUCCAAGUGCUAAAAAUGAAACUGCUCUCAUUAUAA
This is a messenger RNA of Trichomonas vaginalis G3, 520 nucleotides long. RefSeq lists its product as uncharacterized. The transcript has a single exon. The annotation marks the transcript as partial. Lineage: Eukaryota; Parabasalia; Trichomonadida; Trichomonadidae. The record is from RefSeq and is a predicted model, not a curated record.